Messenger RNA from Patella vulgata (common limpet), 1174 nucleotides. RefSeq names its product zinc finger matrin-type protein 5. The transcript is spliced from 4 exons. Lineage: Eukaryota; Metazoa; Mollusca; Gastropoda; Patellidae. Gene Ontology annotation, molecular function: zinc ion binding; nucleic acid binding. Gene Ontology annotation, cellular component: U12-type spliceosomal complex; nucleus. The record is from RefSeq and is a predicted model, not a curated record. Bases 69 to 557 code for a protein of 162 amino acids.
UUCCUCCUGCUGACAGAGAAAAAUAAAAUCUCGUUUGUUUGUGUUUGUCUCAGACUCUCAGUGUAAUAAUGGGUCGUCAAUAUUACUGUGAAUUUUGUGAGAAAUCAUUUGCAGACAAUCCGUCCAGUAGAAAAAAUCAUUUAAAUGGAACACAGCAUAAGAAUAAUCGCAAAAAUCAUUACAAUUCUUUUAAAGAUCCAGAUGAAAGACUUCAGGAAGAAAGAAGGAAAAGACCAUGCAAAAAUUUUCCUAGAGGAAUGUGUGACUUUGGUGACAAUUGCAGGUAUUCUCAUUUAACAGAAGCAGAUUUUGCUCAGCUAGAGCAACAAGUUUUACAAAAACGUCAUCUUAAUACAGGCCCACCACCAUCAUUAGAAGAUUGGCUGUCUAAGAGAGAUAAAAGACUUCAGUCUGAAAGCCCUUCUAUUGCACCUGAUUUAACUCUACCAGUUUAUACAAUACCAACCAACUUGAUGCACAUUCCAAAUCUUCCACCAUCUCUUUUACCCCCACCACCAGAUGUAUUCAAUAAUUUGAAAUAUGAAGAAUGGGGAUAACGACGGGGGAGAUACAUUCACAUUAAAUUUGACAGGAUCUUUUGAUUGGAAUUGUGCUGUGUGAAAUGAUUGUCAAAUAUUUCUAAGCUAUCUUAUCUCUACAAAAACUAAUUGUGACAGAUAUUGAUAGUUAUAUGAAGUUACAAUAAUGGAGGCGCCUCCUUAAUAGGAAAGGGAUAUGUAUGUCAUUUAGGCAUAGCAGGCUAAACUGUCAAAUUCUUAUGUGUCAGUGUCAGAAGUAAUAACAGUGAGGAGGAAUUUGGGAUGGAUGAUACUGACAGCCAGAAAUUAUUUGAUUGGAGAGAAGUAAAACUUUCUAAGGGACAUUUGCCACCACAGACAAUUAAUUCCCAUCUAGAUGAAAUUUCUUUUCUUUAUUCAGCCUAUUUUAUGCUCUAAAUAUGUAAAUAUGUCAAGAAAAACAGACUAAUGUUUAUGGUUUUAAUCAUUCCAAUCAUUUACUGCAAGAAAUUCAUUAUUUUUAUACAAAGAUAUCAUUAACAAACAAUAUAACAAAAAAAAAAAUGAUGUACAUUGGGUAUGAUUAAAAUUAUCACUAACCAUAAGAUAUGAAAAUAAACAUACUUGAAUAAAAUUGGACCAGAAUCAUAAACAUA